UAACCAAUUAGAUAGCUCUAACAGUUUACAAUGUUGCAAUUGGUUGGUUGGGUUUUCGUACAGCGCUAAAAGUCCAUAUCAAAGAGCCAUGGCGGACGAUCACACCGAUGCAGAGCAAGGCGUGGAGGGGCACACACCAGUUGAACAUCAACAUCAGCACGCAGACUAUGGUCUCGGUGAAAAUGUCCAGAGAACUGUGGAAAACGAAAAAACCAACACAGACAAGGCUUCCAAACAAAAGGUGGACCUACAGUCGCUUCCCACACGUGCAUAUUUAGACCAGACGGUGGUGCCAAUCCUUCUACAGUCUCUCUCGGUUCUUGCCAAGGAAAGACCGCAAAAUCCUAUCGAGUUUUUAGCUGCGCAUCUUCUCAAGAACAAGUCACAAUAUGAAGAUCGAAAUUAGCAUCAGAGGAGCCGGGGCACACACAACUAAGAGGCUGUAUUAUGACAUUUUCUUUUUAAUUGCAUUUCUGUGUUGCACUGAUAUUUGUUGUGUUUUCUUAAAGUUGUUUCUGUUGAAGAUUUUUUUUCCAGCUUUUUGUUUUGUCAGCUUAAUAUUGGAUCAUCCAGAUGCGUACAUUUAAGGGAACUGUAUUGCUGAGAAAAUGUCAAUUUAAUUUACAACGAUUUUCAAAUGCAGCUGGUAUAAUGCGUCCUCGUGUAUUUCCAUUGCAUCACACGAUUUAACUUAAUUUACUCAUACAUUGACUAACAGCGCGGAUUCUGGAUGUGUAUGUGGGUAUAUGGGUUUCCACGCAAGACACGUAGCCCAGGGACUACAGAUGAAAAUAAGCCUCGCUGGCUAACUCUGGAAUGUUUACAGAAAUGCUGUUGGUGUGCAUUGUCCCUGUCAAAUAAACUAAGGAAUUAAAAUCAA
Messenger RNA from Anguilla rostrata (American eel), 880 nucleotides. Its product is annotated as protein dpy-30 homolog. NCBI's taxonomy places the organism in Eukaryota, Metazoa, Chordata, Actinopteri, Anguilliformes, Anguillidae. Bases 89 to 406 code for a protein of 105 amino acids. The transcript has 5 exons. The record is from RefSeq and is a predicted model, not a curated record.